AUUGAUAAACAAACUCAUUAGAGUGUUUAUAGUGUCCUAUUCCAGGUCUCUUGUUCCAUGAUCCACUCUACUUGUGAAUUGUUACAAUAGCUCUUCAAUUUGAACGAUUCUUGGUGAAACAUGGCCGGUGCCUCAAGAGGGUUGCUUCAAGGUCUGUUUCAAGCCUGGCAAGACAAGCAUUGCUCCGACGUGACCAUUGUGGGUCGGGAUGGGGUCGAAGUACGUGCCCACCGCAUCGUCUUGGCCACGACGAGCCCUAUGCUAGCCCAGGCGUUUCACCUGGAUGUCCUGACGCAUAGCCAUGAGGAUUCGUACAUCCUCUGUCCUGAUCUCUCGUCCCACGACCUCUUGGCGCUCUUGGCGCCCAUGUAUCAAGGAGGAGCGCACCCCGUGGUUCAGGAUGACGCAAUGACCGCUUUAGGGAUCGAACCGUCUGGUUCUCAAGUUGCCACUGAGCCCCUGUCUUUGACCCCAGAGGAUCGUCAUUCGUUGACCAUGGCCGAUCCAAUCACCUCACCUGAACCCGAGAGAGAGGAAGUGGCCAGUCCGUGGCUGAAAUCUCGCUACCGGUUCACUGGAUCAACCGCUCUUUGUCGGAUAUGUGAGAAAGAGUAUCAAUAUCGUGGAAGCAAAUCGGAUGGAAUUCUCAUCCGACAUUCCAAACGCCAACAUCCCGAGGUAGAUGAAGAGUCAGAGGAGCGUCAAGGGGAGUGCAAUGAUCGCCUCUAUCGCCCUGACCGAGAAAGGGAAGAGGACCGCCAUGGUAGUUCAGUUGAGGCGGUUGCUGGGAAGCCUGAAACCAACUCUGAGUCAGACUUUGUCCGCCACUAUUUCGAUAUUCAUGGUACCAAAGCCUCUUGCAAGCAUUGCUCGAGUCGACCUAUUUCAAUCGCCAGUGGCUCCAAGGCCUUGCGUCAUCAUAUUGCCAACAAACAUCCUCAUUUGUUGUCCGAUACGGGUGCGGUCCAAUAUCUGGUUUUAUCGGACCAGCUGAUUCAGUGUCAAACGUGCGGACAGGAACUCGAAGUGCUCGCCGCAGAUCGCGAUCAAGUUUUGCAAAACCAUCAAAAGGAAUGCCUGUCGGCUAGUCAACCAGUCGGCAAAGAAAAUGAAAGUGAUCCGAGCCGAAUUCUGUUGAGCUCAUAUUUUUUGCCUUAUGCUCCGUCCGAGCAGUCUUUGACGUGCUCUGCCUGUCUUAAAGAGUUUGAGACCACUGACAACAUCUACCAGAAACUAGAACGUCAUUUGUGUUGUGCCCACACUGAUUUGUACGACGAGUACGUUCGAAAGCGUGAUAAGCUUACUUCGAUCGAGAAUCAAGCCGUGGCUCAGAUCUUUGACAAGGUCUCGGGAUUCUUUCGCUUGAAAAGCGAUUCAAAUCUUGUCCAAGCUUGUCAAGAGUGUGAUCAAGCCAUCAAGCUCAAGUCCUCGGACGAUAUCCGAAGUCUCGUGAUUCACUUCAAACGUAGACAUCAAGACCUGUUGACAGAGUGGUUGGCCGAAAGCACGUCUUCCCUAGCCGAACUUGAUAAGGCCCUGAGCCAUCGGAAAAGACAGAUUCGGAAGAGGCCCACAGCCAACGAUGAUCCGUUGAAUCGAACGUGUCAACAUUGCUCGAAAGUGUUCAGUCGGACCAUAAACCUACAAUUGCACGUGGCUGCCGUUCACUCGGGCAAUCGGCCUUUCAAAUGCGACACCUGCGACGCCACAUUCACCCGGAAAGAGACAUAUAUGAGACAUGGACAUGUGAAUAAUCGGCCAUUCCUCUGUUCAGUGUGUGGUAACACGUUCGCUCGACGUCACAUUCGUGAUAUUCAUGAGCGUGCACAUUUUGGUGAUAAGCGAUAUGGAUGUGCAUUCUGCAACAAACGAUUCGUGACCAAUCAGAAGAAGACCAAUCAUGAACGAACUCACACCGGCGAGAAGCCCUUUGGAUGCGAUAUCUGCGGCAAGCGCUUCGCUCAAAAACACCAAUUGACGACCCAUUCACGGGUUCAUACAGGGGAACGACCUUUCAAGUGCGAGAAUUGCCAUCGGAUGUUUCGCCAUCUCACCACUCGAGCUCGCCAUAACUGUGUCGGGUUCUUGGAAAAUGCACAGGAAUUUGUUCUUCGAGGGAAUAAGAGCUCGGAAGGGAUUCAAACGAUCGAGAUUUUCCCGGGAGACGGAGUCAACGAGAGUGACCAAGUCAUUGUCCGGACUGAUGCCCUGGAAUCGAUGUGAAAUCAUUGUAGCAAGGCAAAGAAUGAAUUUAAUUUUAUUAUGAAAGAGUAAUAAAACAGCGCAAUAAUCAAUACAAAUUGCCAAUAUAUUGGAGCCGCAAUUGA
Messenger RNA from Tigriopus californicus, 2327 nucleotides. Its product is annotated as zinc finger protein 3 homolog. Gene Ontology annotation, molecular function: RNA polymerase II cis-regulatory region sequence-specific DNA binding; DNA-binding transcription factor activity; protein binding. Lineage: Eukaryota; Metazoa; Arthropoda; Copepoda; Harpacticoida; Harpacticidae. The record is from RefSeq and is a predicted model, not a curated record. The transcript has a single exon. The coding region runs from base 121 to 2223 and encodes 700 amino acids. Gene Ontology annotation, biological process: regulation of transcription by RNA polymerase II.